This is a messenger RNA of Equus caballus (horse), 3131 nucleotides long. It is a transcript of the gene THBS4, whose product is annotated as thrombospondin 4. Gene Ontology annotation, biological process: cell adhesion; response to endoplasmic reticulum stress. Lineage: Eukaryota; Metazoa; Chordata; Mammalia; Perissodactyla; Equidae. Gene Ontology annotation, molecular function: calcium ion binding. The record is from RefSeq and is a predicted model, not a curated record. Gene Ontology annotation, cellular component: extracellular region.
CGCCGGCAGCGCGCCCCGGGGAGCCGGGACCCCGAGGCAGGGCCGCCGGGCCGUGGCUGGCGGGCGCGCGCGGGCAGCGGGAAGAGCCGACAUGCGGGCCCCGCGCGGAGCCGCGCUCCUCCUGCUGCACCUGGCCCUGCAGCCGUGGCUGGGCGCCGGCGCGCAGGCCUCCCCGCACGUCUUUGACCUUCUGCCAUCCUCCAGCCAGAGGCUGAAUCCUGCUGUCCUGAAGCCAAUCCUGACAGACCCCACCCUGAACGAGCUGUAUGUGAUCUUCACCUUCAAGCUGCAGACCAGGAGCUCAGCCACCGUCUUUGGCCUUUACUCUUCGACUGACAACAGCAAAUAUUUUGAAUUUACUGUGAUGGGACGAUUAAACAAAGCCAUCCUCCGCUACCUGAAGAAUGAUGGGAAGAUUCACCUGGUGGCUUUCAACAACCUGCAGCUGGCUGAUGGCAGGCGGCACAGGGUCCUCCUGAGACUGACCAACUUACGGCGAGGGGCUGGCUCUGUGGAUCUCUACCUGGACUGCAAGCAAGUGGAUUCCGUUCACAAUCUCCCCAGAGCCUUUUCUGGCCUCUCCCAGAAUGCUGAGUCCGUUGAAUUGAGGACUUUCCAGAGGAAGGCACAGGACUUCUUGGAAGAGCUGAAGCUGGUGGUGCGAGGCUCGCUGUUCCAGGUCGCCAGCCUGCAAGACUGCUUCCUGCAGCAGAGUGAGCCGCUGGCCGCCACGAGCACAGGAGACUUUAAUCGUCAAUUCUUGGGGCAAAUGACACAACUAAACCAGCUCCUGGGAGAGGUGAAGGAUCUUCUGAGACAGCAGGUCAAGGAAACAACGUUUUUGCGAAACACCAUAGCUGAAUGCCAGGCUUGCGGUCCUCUCAGCUUUCAGUCUCCGACCCCGAACACACUGGUGCCCCCCGCACCCCCAGCACCUCCGACACCCCCAAUGCGCCGGUGUGAUUCCAACCCAUGUUUCCGUGGCGUCCGCUGUACCAACACCAGAGAUGGCUUUCAGUGUGGGCCCUGUCCCGAGGGCUACACGGGAAAUGGGGUUACCUGUUCUGAUGUUGAUGAGUGCAAAUAUCAUCCCUGCUACCCGGGCGUGCGCUGCGUGAACUUGGCGCCCGGCUUCAGAUGUGACGCCUGCCCAGUGGGCUUCUCAGGGCCGGUGUUGCAGGGUGUUGGGAUCAGUUUUGCCAAGUCAAACAAGCAGGUCUGCGCUGAUAUUGAUGAGUGUCGAAAUGGAGCAUGCGUUCUCAAUUCCAUCUGUGUUAACACUUUGGGGUCUUAUCGCUGUGGGCCUUGUAAACCAGGGUACACUGGCGAUCAGACAAGGGGAUGCAAAAUUGAAAGAAACUGCAGGAAUCCAGAACUGAAUCCUUGCAGCGUGAACGCGCAGUGCAUCGAAGGGAGGCAGGGGGAUGUGACGUGCGUGUGCGGAGUCGGUUGGGCUGGUGAUGGAUACAUCUGUGGAAAGGAUGUGGACAUCGACAGUUACCCUGAUGAGGAACUGCCAUGCUCUGCCAGGAACUGUAAGAAGGACAACUGCAAGUAUGUGCCAAAUUCUGGCCAAGAAGAUGCAGACAGAGAUGGCAUUGGAGAUGCUUGUGAUGAGGAUGCUGAUGGAGAUGGGGUCCUGAAUGAGCAGGAUAACUGUGUCCUGACUCACAACAUGGACCAAAGGAACAGUGACAAAGAUAUCUUUGGGGAUGCCUGUGAUAACUGCCGGAAUGUCCUAAAUAAUGACCAGAAAGACACUGAUGGGGAUGGAAAAGGGGAUGCCUGUGAUGAUGACAUGGAUGGCGAUGGAAUAAAAAACAUUCUGGACAACUGCCCCAAAGCUCCCAAUCGUGACCAACAGGACAAGGAUGGUGAUGGCGUGGGGGAUGCCUGCGACAGUUGUCCUGAUGUCAGCAACCCUAACCAGUCUGAUGUGGAUAACGACCUGGUUGGGGACUCCUGUGACACCAACCAGGACAGUGACGGAGACGGGCACCAGGACAGUACAGACAACUGCCCCACUGUCAUUAACAGUGCCCAGCUGGACACUGACAAGGAUGGAAUUGGUGACGAGUGUGAUGAUGACGAUGACAAUGAUGGCAUCCCAGACCUGGUGCCCCCUGGACCAGACAACUGCCGGCUGGUCCCCAACCCAGCCCAGGAGGAUAGCAACAGAGACGGUGUGGGAGACAUCUGUGAGACAGACUUUGACCAGGACCAGGUCAUCGACUGGAUCGACGUCUGCCCAGAGAACGCGGAGGUCACCCUGACCGACUUCAGGGCCUACCAGACUGUGGUCCUGGACCCUGAAGGCGACGCCCAGAUCGAUCCCAACUGGGUGGUCCUGAACCAGGGCAUGGAGAUCGUGCAGACCAUGAACAGUGACCCCGGCCUGGCAGUGGGGUACACCGCUUUUAAUGGAGUUGACUUUGAGGGGACCUUCCACGUAAACACCCAGACGGACGAUGAUUAUGCCGGCUUUAUCUUUGGUUACCAAGACAGCUCCAGCUUCUACGUGGUCAUGUGGAAGCAGACAGAGCAGACGUAUUGGCAGGCCACCCCGUUCCGAGCUGUUGCAGAACCUGGCAUUCAGCUUAAGGCCGUGAAGUCUCAGACAGGUCCAGGGGAGCAUCUCCGCAACUCCCUGUGGCACACUGGGGACACCAGCGACCAGGUGAGGCUGCUGUGGAAGGACUCCAGGAACGUGGGCUGGAAGGACAAGGUAUCCUACCGCUGGUUCCUGCAACACCGGCCCCAGGUGGGCUACAUCAGGGUACGAUUUUAUGAAGGCUCCGAGUUGGUGGCUGACUCCGGGGUCACCAUCGACACCACCAUGCGUGGAGGCCGGCUUGGCGUCUUCUGCUUCUCCCAAGAAAACAUCAUUUGGUCCAACCUCAAGUAUCGCUGCAAUGACACCAUCCCAGAGGACUUCCAAGAGUUUCAAACCCAGAAUUUCGAUCGCCUGGAUAAUUAAACUGAGGAAGCAAUCCGUAACUGCUUCUCCAAACACUAAAGCCAUGUAUUUUUUAACUUCCUUCUUUAUAUACACUGUGGCUUUCUUUUACCAGCCCAAAUAUAUCAAACUUUUUAUAUGAAUGUGCCAAUAAAGAAGAGAUAAUUUCUAAAAA